AUGUUGGGCAUUUCCACGUACAUAGGAACCAACGAAGCAGUACAGAAACUGAAUAGCGCCCACAACCAUGAGUUGGAGACGAAAGUCGCGGACGUCCACUCCACAUUCUGGGACGAAGAGGACGAUUUCUUGGCCGGCGCCGCUGAGGAAGCGGGAGCUGCGGCACUCGAGGGCGCGGGGGUUGAUUCCUUCUUUGUCUUGGGAGUCAUGGCCGCGGUUGUGGUGCGAUUCGAGCUUUGGAGAUGGUUUAGGGGAUCGGGUGUUGAAGAUGUCGUCUAG
This is a messenger RNA of Parascedosporium putredinis, 279 nucleotides long. The record is from the annotation of a GenBank genome assembly. NCBI's taxonomy places the organism in Eukaryota, Fungi, Ascomycota, Sordariomycetes, Microascales, Microascaceae.